Coturnix japonica (Japanese quail) is the source of this 2376-nucleotide messenger RNA. It is a transcript of the gene POFUT1, whose product is annotated as protein O-fucosyltransferase 1. Lineage: Eukaryota; Metazoa; Chordata; Aves; Galliformes; Phasianidae. Gene Ontology annotation, biological process: regulation of Notch signaling pathway; Notch signaling pathway; protein O-linked glycosylation via fucose. Gene Ontology annotation, molecular function: peptide-O-fucosyltransferase activity. The record is from RefSeq and is a predicted model, not a curated record. Gene Ontology annotation, cellular component: endoplasmic reticulum.
GCUGUCGCUUCCGCUUAGAGCGCGCGGGGCAUGCCGGGACGGGGCAGCAUCCCGCUAUGGCCGCCAUGGCCGCCAUGGCCGCGCUCCUCAUUGCGACGGUAACGGCGUCGGCGGGCAGCUGGGACACAGCCGGCUACCUGCUGUACUGCCCGUGCAUGGGCCGCUUCGGGAACCAGGCCGAGCACUUCCUGGGCGCUCUGGCCUUCGCACGAGCCCUCAACCGAACCUUGGCCGUGCCGCCAUGGAUCGAGUACCGGCACCACCGGCCGCCGUACACCAACCUCCACGUUCCGUAUGAGGAGUACUUCAAGCUGGAGCCCAUCCUGCAGUACCACCGUGUGCUCAGCCUGGAGCAGUUCAUGGAGGAGCUGGCACCGCAGCACUGGCCGCCCGGCAGGAGAGUGGCGUAUUGCUUUGAGGCUGCGGCACAGAGGAGUGCUGAUAAAAGCACCUGUCCCAUGAAGGAUGGAAACCCGUUUGGUCCAUUCUGGGAUCAGUUCAAAGUGGAUUUUGAUAAGUCUGAGCUCUUCAAGGGGAUCUCCUUCAGUUCUGCAUACAGGGACCAUUGGAUCCAAAGGUUUCCACCAUCUGAGCACCCUGUACUUGCUUUACCUGGAGCUCCAGCCCAGUUUCCAGUCUUAGAGGAGCACCGGCCCCUCCAUAAGUACAUGGUGUGGUCCGAUGAAAUGGUGAAGAAAGGAGAAGCCUAUAUUCAUUCUCUGCUGGUUAGGCCCUAUGUAGGAAUUCACCUGAGGAUCGGCUCAGAUUGGAAAAAUGCUUGUAACAUGUUAAAGGAUGGGACAGCUGGAUCUCACUUCAUGGCUUCACCUCAGUGUGUGGGCUAUGACCGCAGUACUGCUGUGCCCCUUACCAUGGACAUGUGCCUGCCAGACCUCAAAGAGAUUAAACGUGCUCUUAAGGUCUGGGUGAAAAAGACAGAAGCCAAAUCUGUUUAUAUUGCUACUGAUUCUGAGCCCUACACAAAAGAAAUACAGCAGUUCUUCCAAGGAAAGAUCAAAGUUGUCAGCUUGCAGCCAGAGGUGGCUCAGAUCGAUUUAUAUAUUCUUGGCCAAUCUGAUCACUUCAUUGGGAACUGUGUCUCUUCAUUUACCGCGUUUGUAAAAAGAGAGCGUGAUGUACAUGGAAAACCCUCUUCAUUUUUUGGCAUGGAUCACCCACCAAGGUUACGGGAUGAAUUCUGACCAAAAGAGAAACAGGCUCGAUGGUUCUCAGGGCUCUGAGCCUGGUGAGGGACCCUGCUGGUGUUGACUGCUCUGUAUGCAAGGCGUGUUUCCAGCCCUUGGAUACUCUGUACCAUCACUCUUCUGUCUGCCUUCACUCCUGUGAUACCAGACAGAAAAGAAAUUUGAAGCCAAGUAGUUUAUGGGAAACUGUAAACUAUGUAGUUUUUAAGAUAUAGUUUAUAUAGCUCUCCAUCCUCUUUUUGGGGGAGGUUUGCCAACGAUUAUGAAGAAGCUGCUCAUUUUUAUUAUUUUUUUUUCUCCCAUUAUUAAUUUUAUCUGGAAAUGUCAUUAAGCUUCUUAUUGUCCACAACUGACCAUAAGUUUCUUUUAAAGUGCAAGGUAUAUUCAGGAAUAUCAUGAUCCCUGUAUAGGAGUGCAGGAUGAAGCUUAAAACUGGAAAUUAUAAGGUCUGGGUUUUAUUGAGUGCCACUAACUGGACCCACAUCACCUCAGUACCUCCUUUUCCAUUCCCUGUUAAGAGAUGCAAUACCCACCUACAGCAGUGCGGUGAGGAGCCUUUGUGGGGCGCAGUGAUCUCAGUGGUGCUGUGUUUACAUGUGGCCGUUGUCCUUUCACUGGACGCAGAUGGGAAAUCUCUCCCAGCCAGGCAGAGGUUGGAGAUGUAGGACUUUGUAGCUGUUGGUAAAAGGUGGAGGUAUGUGAUAGAAGCAAAAGUUUUUAGGUCAGAAGCUCCGAAGUAGCUGCCCUGUGGGUCGGUGUAAAUCUUCCCUGAGUCUUUAUUAAUGGAUUUUUAUACUUUGUGAAGAUAGUCCCUCUGACAGCACAAUUCCUGGCUGUAGGGCUCAUUCCCAGCACGGCAAACUGGGAACAAACAGCAACAAGAAAACAUGUGGGUGUACAAGGAAAUCCAUUCGGCACGGUGAAGUUCAGUGCUGGUCACCUGUGGUAACCCCAAUUUGGCCAGUGUGUUUCCUUAGCACCAGCCAAAGGAUGGGAUUCCCAGGGCUCGGCUUCACAUGAGAGCCUGGUGUGAGAGGAAGAUAAGAGAAGAGAUAAGCCCAAAGUGCUGCAGGGACACUGAGGUGCUCAUUCCCAACCUCUGGGCCACGGGGCUGUUUUAUAACAAACGUGUUAUUUUUGUAAUGAUAAUAAAAUCUCGGUUUUGUACUCA